Salarias fasciatus (jewelled blenny) is the source of this 2554-nucleotide messenger RNA. RefSeq names its product ectonucleoside triphosphate diphosphohydrolase 1 (gene entpd1). The transcript has 10 exons. Gene Ontology annotation, molecular function: UDP phosphatase activity; GDP phosphatase activity; ribonucleoside triphosphate phosphatase activity. Gene Ontology annotation, biological process: nucleoside diphosphate catabolic process. The record is from RefSeq and is a predicted model, not a curated record. NCBI's taxonomy places the organism in Eukaryota, Metazoa, Chordata, Actinopteri, Blenniiformes, Blenniidae. Gene Ontology annotation, cellular component: plasma membrane. Bases 655 to 2130 code for a protein of 491 amino acids.
CAGACACGCACACACACACACACACACACACACACACACACACACACACACACAGAAUAGGAGGGGAUUCCGAUCCGUCACUGAAAUGACAUCACAGCCUGCCAGCAAUAAAAACAAGGAGUCCCCACUUCCCCUCCUUCCCUCGUCCCACAGAAUGAACAGAGAGAGAGAGAGAGAGAGAGAGAGGAGGAAAGAGUAGUGCUCCAGAGAGUGACGCUCAUUAGUUUACAGAGAGGGAGAGAGAGUCCCUUCUAAGGGGUCCACAUGCACACCGACACACGCACAAACAGGCUUUAGCUGUGUCUCCAUAGUGACCGGCUUGCUGCCCCAGCUUGGGGAGGAAAUGCCAAACUCGGUGCUUCAGAGCCCCCUCCACUAGAAACACACACAGCUCUAUUCUAAUCCUCCGUCCGGACACGACGGAAAAAACCUCUCCUCAUCUUAUCACCUCUCUCUGUCCUGCACAUAUUUUCCUCUCUCUUCCACUUGCCUGCACUCCCCGCCUCUCCUUCCCUCCCCGCUGUUGUCUUCCCUCUCUCUCUCUCUCUCUCUCUCUCUCUCUCCCUCUCCCUCCCUCUCUCUCUCUCUCUCUGUGUGCUCCCUCUCUUUCCCUCCCCUGUCAGUGGCAAGUUCAUUGAAGUAGACGACAGAGACAUGAAAGAGAAGAACCCCUGGCACACGCCUGUCACCAUCAUCAUCACUGUGAUUGGUGUCAUAGCGAUCGUUGCCCUGGUGACAGUGGCGGUCUUGCAGAACAAGCCUCUCCUCCAAAAGUACAAGUAUGGAAUCGUGCUGGACGCCGGAUCUUCCCACACAGCUCUCUAUUUAUACGAGUGGCCGGCAGAGAAGGACAACAACACAGGCAGAGUUGAACAAAUACAUUCCUGCAAAGUCAAAGGUAAAGGCAUUUCCAGCUACGCGUCUGAACCGUGGAAGGCGGGAGAGUCUCUGACGCUGUGCAUGCAGGAGGCCGAGCGGUGGGUCCCCAGCAAACGGCACCGGGAGACUCCGCUCUAUCUGGGAGCGACCGCGGGAAUGAGACUGCUGAACAUGGAGAACAGCUCGGCGUCAGACAAGGUGUUCCAGGCGGUGGAGGGAGCCCUGCAGAGGUUCCCCUUCUCGUACGAAGGCGCGAGGAUCCUCAGCGGACAGGAGGAGGGAGCCUUCGGCUGGGUCACAGUCAACUACCUGGACGAUCGCCUCAAACAGGGCUUGGAAACCACAGGCGCUCUUGACCUUGGCGGGGCUUCAACCCAGAUUAGCUUUGUGUCGGAUAGUUAUGACGGAUCAGAGUCUCCCAGCAACUCAGUCACUUUCCGGCUCUAUGGAAACGAUUACAACCUUUACACUCACAGCUUCCUGUGUUACGGGAAGGACCAGGUCCUGCGGAUGGUGCUGGCACAACAGACUCAGUCAGGUCCAACAUCAAUAUUAGAUCCCUGUUUCCAUCCAGGCUACAAUGUGACAAAGUUCUACUCUGAACUCUACGACAGCCCCUGUGUGUCAGACAGGAAGCCCCCGGGAGCCCCUGAAGCCUUUGCCCACAGGGGGGACGGCAACUUCCAACAAUGCCAGGAAGUGGUCAGAACUGUCUUCAACUUCUCUUCCUGCAGAUACCGCCAGUGCUCCUUCAACGGGGUCUUCCAGCCACACUUGCAGGGGUCAUUCGGGGCAUUUUCUGCAUAUUAUUUUGUGAUGAAUUUCCUGAAUCUGACCGAUACGUCCAUCCCUCUGCAAGCAGUGAAGGAAAAGCUGCUACAAUACUGUGCUACCUCAUGGGAUCAGAUAGUGCAGCAACAUCCCGGCGUAAAAGAGAAAUAUCUGGCUGAGUACUGCUUUUCUGGCACGUACAUCCUCACCCUGCUGACAGAAGGAUACAACUUUACCUCGGAGAACUACUCCAACAUAAAAUUCAUCAAGAAGAUCAAAGGCAGCGACGCCGGCUGGACGCUGGGCUACAUGCUGAACCUCACUAACAUGAUCCCUGCCGAAGCUCCCGACUCCCCGCUUCUGCCCCACGCCGGGUACGUCUCCGUGGUCACCAUCAUGGCAGUGGUGCUCUUCGUCCUCCUCAUCCUCAGCCUGCGGCCUCUCUGGCCUCGCUGCUCCAAGCAGCCGCAGAUCGUAUAAACACACACUGUCAUCUGUAUGUUGUGUGAGUGGUGACUCAGAGGAGGAAUGUCAGCCAUGGCCUGUGUGUCUGAAUGUGUGUGUGUGUGUGAGUGUGUGUGAGUGUGUAUGUUGACAUGGGAUAUUGUACCUGCUUUUGGAGGUUUUUUGGUCAGCACAUGUUGCAUAAAACACUCCUCGAGGAUUUUUUUUUUCAAAAAGACAGAUGUUUGACCACACCGGGAGGCAGCUCUGCAUCCCUGGUUGAAGGAAAUUUACUGCAAUUCAUUUUGUGUGUGUGUAUGUGUCUGCGUGCGUGGCUGUGUGUGUGCGUGGGGGGCUUUAAGGUGUAAAUUCGGAAGCACGUCUGAAUGUGUGUGUGAACCCCCAUCAGUCUGCAUGUAUGUGUCUUGAAUUAUAAUGUGAAUAUAUAUCUGUAUAAAUA